Molecule: messenger RNA, 5182 nt
Organism: Lethenteron reissneri (Far Eastern brook lamprey)
Lineage: Eukaryota; Metazoa; Chordata; Hyperoartia; Petromyzontiformes; Petromyzontidae
Product: putative transmembrane protein INAFM2
Source: RefSeq, a predicted model, not a curated record
GGGUGCUGAACGCCGCUGCGAGCGAACUGCACCCCACGGCCUCUUUCACAUCUCCUGCCAAGAUUCCGCUAAACUGGAAGGGGGCUAAUGUCUGUCAUUUGUCUCCACAGUGGCGUCGCUGCGAUGUUUAUUGUAACGAGUGGCGGCCUCCCUGCUGCGUUGGCUUUGACGCGCAAAGUGCUGCGUUAAAUACGGCGCCUUAUUCAUCCCCGUUGCUUCUGGGCUACGCUGCAGGGACGCGAUGACACGAGCGCGUCAUUGCUGCUGCUGCUGUUGCUGCUGCUUCUCGUGUUGCGCGGGACUGAACUCAACACGCUGAGACUCUCGCAGUAAGGACGCCGUCAUCACGCGGUCUCUUUCCAUCAUCUGCACCACCACCACCAGCAGCUGCUGCUGCUGCUGCUGCUACUGCUGCUGCCUGCCAUCGUCGUCGCCGUAGGAAAGCCACGAUUCUGCUCCGUUGGCUCCUCGCCCGCUCCGGGAACACGGAGAGGCGGGAGGCGCCGCGGGCCCGGGCCGUGCGGGCCCCGGGUGUGAGCAUGCCCGACGAGCGGGCCAAGCGGCCCGACAAGGCGCCCACCUACACGGGCGACAAGAAGGCGAAAGUGGCGGGCAACACGAACCGCAAGUGGGUGCGCCUCGUCACCGUGCUCGUGUACGUGCUCUCCGUGUCCCUCGCCGCCAUCAUCCUCGCCGUCUACUACUGCCUCAUCUGGAGGCCCGUGCACGCCUUGCCCGCUCCCACACAGCCGGAGCGGGCAAGCCUCGCGCCGGCCUCAACGCUUAUGGACUCAUCAUCAUCCUCCUCUACCUCCGCCUCCUCCUCCUCCCCUUUCUCAUCGUCCUUCUCGCCAUCACCACCGCCAUCGUCCUCGCUCUUGGACAAACCCGCGACGUCCUCUAAGAGUGGCCACGGCGAGGCGGGGGCACAGCCAGGGAUGGGUGGACCGUAGUCGAACCGGGCUCGCCGACGUGAGCGGCCAAGAGGAGGCCGGUGGCACACGCAGGAGGACGAGGAUGGCGACCGCCACGCGACACGGGGAGCUCCCGCGGUGGCACCUGCGCCGCUUUACCUGCGCGGCGCUCACGGGGACGACGAAGCGCUCCGUCAUUCGCCCCGCGCGUGAACCGCGCGUGAUCUGCGUACCCCCCGUGGGUCGUUUCCACCGUAGUCUGUCCGCUGUUGGAUGAAGGCGUUUCCCCAACGCCCCGUCGCCUUUCCUUCACCGUCUCGCCACGCCACGAUCCAUUUUCACACCAGCACAUGAGCCCAUCUCGUUUGCUCCGUCUUCGCGGUGGUCGUCCUCCUCUCGGGGCACGUUUUUUCACCGUUGGGCUGAUAUUCCGUCACCAAUCUCGUCCAUUGACCGUCGUCCCCCUUCUGGAGUCCUGCCCAAGUUCACCCACUUGCUUAGUUUAACAAUCAAUAUGAUGUCUUGAACGUGCGUGUGUUCCAUGACCCAUGUGUUCCCUUGCUCGUGUCUCUCAAUGUAAUUCCAAGCGUGCAUCUCUCCGUGCGUUCUGUGCACCGUCUUAGUUUGUAUUCUAUCUUGAAUGUUCGUGUCAUUUUUUCCAUUUAUAUGCCACAAUGGGCAGUAUUUGCACUGAUUUAAGACGUUCCUCUUCGCGCAAAUUGAUAUGCUACGUUUCAAUUUUUAGGUUUAGUUUAGAAAAGAUAUCUGACCUGCCCUGGUUCGCCUCUUUCGUUAACUUGAAACACAUUUUAUAGCUGCAAAUCCCACUGUCUUCUUAACAAUGAUUAUAUCGUUGAAAACAUCUGCUAUGCAUGACCUUUGUGUUGCCCGUAUUCAUCUUGUGCCUAACUUCGGGGCCUACAUUAUUAUAUUCUGCAAUAAUUUACUGCAGUGAAAUUGUUAUACCUUGGUUAAGAUGCGUACAUAUGUUCGUCAGCACAUCUGAGAUGGCAAAUGCUUUCUCCGUUUUGCUUUGCUCCUCUGUUGUUCAUCCUCGGUGAGAGUGCAUCCCCUUGCCCCACCGCUCUUCCGAUUGUCAUUUUGUUGCUUCUUGUACUCGGAGUGUGGCUGCUCGAUCUUUAUAAAGCAUUGCGAUGACGUGUACACAUCUAACCAUGCAGGACUUGCUUUGUGAGAGCCUUGAUGACCUGCAUCAGUUCCCACCGAGUCAACAGCUACACAUAUUAAAUAGUCUUAUGCUAGGAUCUGAUUGACAGCUUGUAUGUGUAGUCGAUGGUAGAAAGAAAACCUUUCCUAAAUCCAACUUACUCACGUGUUUGCUUGACUUUAUAAAAUGUUCCUUACUUAAUCCACUCUCAGAUCACGAGCAGAAACAUUUAUAUUUACCCUUGUAGAUUACACAACAACCCACCGUUGACUUCUCGACAACAUGGUACAGUAUUAAUUUUAUCGACCCCAGAGCGAUGACGGGGCGAGUCAAUCCCCAACCAGGAUUUGAGCACGUGACCAUCGGCGUGCAAGGCACUCAGCUGAAUCGGUGAGCCUCCUUGCCAGGUUGUUAAGCCAUUGACUCGGUGCAAAGUUCAGCUGUCACCCUUGCGGGUAAAGAUGAUGAUGAGAGCCACGUGAAUACUGCUCUUCGAGGACGGUGCUUCAAAUGCACCAACACACGCGUGGUGUCAGAGGCAGGUCUAGGAGGUUCCAACCCGGUGGUAUGGUCCCUAAAUCCCAAGCUGUUUGAAAAGGGCCCUGCACUCAUUAUAUUUUUUGGACAAACGUAUUCCAAAUAUUUUAUCUAGUAAAUACCAAUUUUGGGCACUCAAUGUGGGGUGAAGAGGGAGGGUGGGGGCGCAUGGGGGAGGGGUUAUGCCCUCCUCCCCCGUGUCCCCUCUAGAAUCCACCACCGGUGGUGUGUUCCACUCAUGAUGUAUGCCAAUGUAUUUUAUAAAUACCAUGCAGUUAAUCAUCGAUUAUCCGGCUGCUUCCAACAUUAUCCGGCGGUCCGGGGCCGAUCCGGCGAAACCGGCAGAAGCGCUCCAAAUGCUGUAACCCAGAUCCGGCGAUCGGCACCGCGUGCGUGACAUUAAAAGAAAAGUAGCUACGCUUGAUUUUAGUGUCAAAUAUUCUCUACAGUACAUUAUACACUGCAUACGCCAACGUAAACAACGCAAAAUGCUACACUAUACAAAAUGUUCAUGACUAAUUAACUAUAGUAAUACAAAAAUAGGAAAUAUAAAAUGCGAUCCUGCAAAAAGUGCGUUGUGUAAUUCGGUGUGCAGCGGAUCACCGCUCUAAAGGGCUGUAUCGGUGUGGCGAUCGUCCCACACGUGGUUGUGUUGAAACGAGCGUAGGUACGUACAUCACCCCAUGCAGUUUUCGAGAUUUGUAGUAAUAAGUACGCUACGGUAAAUACAUAAAUUUUUUACAGUAUUUUUGUCUAUUUGGUAUGUUCAUGCCAAUUUCAUAUAGUAAACAAAUUUAAAACACAAAAAACAUGCGCAACACCUAAAAACAUUUCACGAAAAAAUGUGCCAAAAUAAGCUAUUUUAAAUAAUGCCCGUAUCAAAGUAGGGAAAACAAGCCAAGGCUGUCUCUGGUGUAGUCCAAUCACUUGCAAAGACAAUACAUAGAUAAUCGGAGCAAAUUUUGUUUGCAUGUUCGCCAUAAGUACGUGUGGUUAAUGCAGACUCGAUUUCUUGCUCAAGGUUUCUAUUUGGUGUUCGAACAUCUUAACAUCUGUUUUAUUUCCAGAAAGAGGAAAACAUAUUCUUAUUUUUCAUGUAAAAACAAUAGUGAUUAUCCGUCGUUUUUGCAAAUCCGGCGCCCCUCCUUACCCCCCCCCCCCCACCCCUCGAAGCCAUCGGAUGACAGUGUAAAAACUAGAUUUGCUCCUGGUAGUAAGUGUUAUUUCCUAAUUGCGUAUGCCUCAAAGGUACGAAAAAUGUCUAUUAUUCCCCAUAAACCUUGCUUUUGUGACCAGGACGGUGAUAUUUUGAUAUUUACUUAUUUUCAAUGAGAAAAUGUAUGCAUUUGUGUAUUUUCGUUCACGUAAAGUCCUGGUCACAAAAGUAAAGCUUUCGGGGAAUAACAGCAGUUUUAUAUACUUUUUAGGCAUAAACAAUGAAAAAAAUAACACUUAGUACCCAGGAACAAAACUUGUGUUACAUAGUGUAAUCGACGAUCCAAUGUACGUACAUGACAAGUCAUGUACCCCGCUGAUGUACAAAGCAAUGCAUACCGAUGUAAAUUAAACAGCGUGAUAAAUGAGUAGGCAGGCACACUGCCUGAACGCCUGACAGCUGAUGGAGGCGCUUCUCAAUGCUGACGUUGACAAAUGGAUUUUGGCCUGAUGCGCUCUCUCACACGUUCGUGUGUGCAGUUCGAAACUGAAGGCCCGUGUUCCGUUCAACGUGCAGCAGCUGCUGCGUUGCUCAUCCUGAGCUGCAUGACUUACCAACGUAGCGCCCUUACAAUCGACAGAGUUAAUGGUAUGUACGCAUGGGUGUACCCGCAAGCCUAAUACUCAAACGUAUUAUGUGAUGACAGUGCAUUUUGUUGAAUGUUGUAGUUGCAAUUCUCCGUGGAAACGCACUGCACUCACACCCUGGUGUUGCCUAUAUGCCCAGCUUGCAUCUUUUCAUCAGCAGCUCUUCGUAACGUGUCGUUUGUGUGGAUGGAGACGCGCCACGUUACUGUCUGUCCAUGCGCAGGAGGCAAAGGUUUUGACAGACAGGUAUUAUGUAUCUUCUUGGUUCUUUCGGUAAAGUCACGUAGAAUGGGAAUAAUAAAAUAAUAAAAAUAAAACGUAAUAAAAUAAUUCUCACGACGAUAUUAUGUAUUUAGUCCACGGGCCGGAGCAGAAAGGGAGCAAAACUUUAGUCGUGCCCAUGUAUUCCCUCCACGUUUAGAAACAUACGUCUGAAGGAUUUGUCUGCUGUAAAUGUGCACGUGACAAGCCACUUUGUCGAGCUAUUGUUUGUGGCCAGGUCGUUUCUUUAAAAAAAUAUCUUACAAAAUAACUCAGUGGACCCUACCUGCUGAAAUAAAAAUAGUAGGAGUAUUUGCACAUCCAAUGAAAGCGAAUUGCUCGAUAACCCAUGCAAUUUCACAUGGUUAUGGCAUUAUCUAAUUCACCAUUAGGGGCCCCGUCCAUAAAUGAUGUCAGGCACCUAGGGGGGGGGGGUGGUCAGACAUUUGUGACGAUGUGUGACGAGGGGGGGGGGGGGGUUGACAAAUGUGACGUCACA